Messenger RNA from Saprolegnia diclina VS20, 1437 nucleotides. RefSeq names its product heat shock protein HslVU, ATPase subunit HslU. Gene Ontology annotation, cellular component: HslUV protease complex. The transcript is spliced from 4 exons. Lineage: Eukaryota; Oomycota; Saprolegniomycetes; Saprolegniales; Saprolegniaceae. Gene Ontology annotation, molecular function: peptidase activity; ATP binding; ATP hydrolysis activity. The record is from RefSeq and is a predicted model, not a curated record. Bases 1 to 1437 code for a protein of 478 amino acids.
AUGUUCAUUCAGCGGACCCGCUUCCUCGGGCGCGCCCAUGCCCACCAAGGAACGAAGGCGUUUAGCUCGUUCAUGCUCGUGGAUCCGAAGGCGGCCAGCCCAGAUGCGUCCAAUGAGCUGACGCCGGAGCAAGUGGUGUACCAGCUGGACCAGCACAUCAUUGGGCAGACCGACGCCAAGAAGGCCGUGGCAAUCGCGUUGCGCAACCGCUGGCGCCGCCGCCAGCUCGACGGGCCGAUGCGCUCGGAGAUUUCACCGAUGAACAUCCUCAUGAGCGGCCCGACGGGCUCGGGUAAGACGGAGAUUGCGCGUCGCUUGGCCAGGCUCACGCAGUCCCCGUUCGUCAAGGUCGAAGCGACCAAGUUCACCGAGGUUGGUGUCUACGGGUCGAACGCUGACUCGAUGAUCAAGGACCUCACAGACAUUGCCAUCGACAUGGAGCGGGAGGCCGCCAAGAAGGCGAACGCGAGCGCGGCCCGUGCCCGUGCGAUCGAGCGCGUUUUGGACCUCAUUGCGCCCGCGCACUCGUCGUCGGACGCGUUGCGCCGCAAGUUGCGCGCUGACAUUGCGUCGGGCGAUGCCGAUGAUCGUCACAUCACGGUCGUGCUCAAGCCGAUCGAGUCGACCCAUCGCCGACGCGGGUCGCCCGAGGACAUGAUGAUGGAGCUGCCGCCCGAGCUCCAGCAGAUGAUGAAGCAGCUCAGCGGCGUCCUUGGCGCCCGCGACGGGCAGCCCAAGAAGCAAGGCCAAACCAUGACGGUCAAAGAAGCCCUCCCAAAGCUCGAAGCGGAAGAGGCCGUGAGCGGCCUCAACGAAGACGACAUUGUGCAGCGCGCGAUCGAAAACGUCCAGACGAACGGCAUUGUCUUCCUCGACGAAGUCGACAAGCUCGCGCAGAACAACGACAACCGGAGCUUCCGCAAGGGCGAAGGUGUGCAGAAGGAGCUCCUCGCGCUCACCGAAGGCUGUGCCGUGCACACGCGCCAUGGCAUUGUGCACACGGACCACAUCCUCUUCAUUGCCAGCGGCGCGUUCCACAACUGCAGUCCGUCCGACUUGAUGCCUGAGCUCCAGGGCCGGCUUCCGAUCCGCGUCAACCUCUCGCCGCUCACGGAGAAGGACUUUGUGCGCAUCCUCACCGAGACGCAGUACAACUUGCUCGACCAAGUGCGUGCGCUCAUGGCCACCGAAGACGUUAGCGUCGUCUUUACCGACGAUGCGAUCGACGAAAUUGCGUCCGUCUCGUCGCAGGUCAACGUGCAGACGGACAACAUUGGCGCGCGACGCCUCGCGACGGUCGUCGCCAAGAUCACGGAGCACGUGUCGUUCCACGCGCCGUCGCUCAAAGCGUCGACGAUUACCAUCGACAAGGCGUACGUGCAAGAGCACCUCAAGGACAUUUUGCAAAAGACCGACUUGACCAAGUACAUUUUGUAA